GGCUCUGGUUGGGAUUUUUCCUAUAGUGCAACAGGUUUUUGUACUCAUUGCUCUAUUUAAUGUGCUGCAAGUAAUAUUUGGAUGAAUCAGCAAUGAAAACUUGUAUGAUGAGCACUGGACCGAUUGAGAAUAGCAAUGGUGCAAGCGGCACAAGGAGCAGAUCGGGUCGCGAAAGGGAUACCUCAAUUCUAAUUCGAAAUUUGCCUGUGCCCGAUCGACAGCGAUUAUGCCAACAUUUGGAUUCAUUGGACGUUUGGCUGCAAUUGGCACAGUUCGUAAAACUUCAUCCGGAAGAUGUGGAAAAGAUACGGCAUAAAAUGCGACUUGGUUUCUCUCCAUCUGACGAGUUUUUAACUGUAUGGGGCGGGCAAUACGAUCAUAGUGCCUAUAAUCUGUUUGCCCUUUUCCAAAAAAUGUCACUUCACCAUGCCAUGCGGCUGAUCAUGGAUCACGUCGAUGAAAAAUAUCACAAAUACAUUCCAAAAAGUAUGCCUACAAUAAGUGAGCUUCGGAGACCUGCGACCAACUCGAAAAUUAAUAACGGACCGCCCUUUGCCUCCUCAUCCGGCGUCAGUAAUUCCAACAACAAUAGCAUGACCUCAGUUAGCAACUCUAGCACUCAGCAAGGCCUGGAAUCUAAACAGAGUGAGAUCUUAGAUUCGAUGGCCGAUAUUGGAGCAAGUGCUGUGCAACAUGUUGCCAAAUCAUCGCUCGAAAUCGACUACCAAGAGCUCGUGUGCGCUACAAACAAUUUUAGUCCCAGCAAUAAAUUAGGGCACGGGGGCUUUGGCGACGUUUACAAGGGCUACUGGAAACAGAUCAAUGUAGCCAUAAAAGUAAUGAAUUAUCGGCAAAAAAAUAAUCAAGUCAAUGGGCAAAUCGAACUGCGCCAAAGUUAUACCGAACUGAAAUACUUGAGCACCAUUAGAUACGAUAACAUUCUAGCACUUUAUGGUUUCAGCAUUAAUGGCGACAAGCCAUGUUUGGUUUAUGAGCUUAUGAUUGGUGGUUCCCUGGAGAGCCGCUUGAAAUGGUAUAGAGCGAAACCGCAACCAUUAAUACCGUUGACCUGGGCAGAACGUUUCAGAAUUAGUUUGGGCACAGCGAAGGGAAUUUAUUUUCUACACACUGCACGAACUACGCCGCUCAUACACGGUGAUAUUAAACCGGCAAAUAUUUUAUUAGACAAAUGCGGACUACCGAAAAUCGGAGAUUUUGGAUUGGCACGUGAGGGGCCAAAGUCUUUAAACGCAACCAUGAAGGUGAAGCAUGUAUUUGGAACGCGUUUCUAUUUGCCACCAGAGUUUCUGGAGUCGAAUAAACUCAGUACUGGCGUAGAUAUUUAUAGUUUUGGGAUAGUGCUGAUGGAGGUUUUCACGGGCCGUUUUGUCAUGGAACAUGGUAUAGAAAACUCUCAAAAGAAUUCACUGAUGUAUGUCAAUGAAAUCAGAUCGCAAUUCCAAGGAAACCGAUUACAUCUGUUUGACAAUCGUAUUACGGCACCCGUAGGCGAUGAUCUCGAGAGGGCAACAUGUGCCAUAAAUGUGGGCCUGCAAUGUACGGCCACAAACCCGCAGGAGCGACCUUCCAUGGACGAAGUUGUUAAACGGCUUAAAGUGUACUGCGAUGAUUUUUAAGCAGACAUAUACCAGAAUAAAUGUGCUGUAUUGCAAAGCA
Scaptodrosophila lebanonensis is the source of this 1677-nucleotide messenger RNA. It is a transcript of the gene pll, whose product is annotated as serine/threonine-protein kinase pelle. Bases 93 to 1637 code for a protein of 514 amino acids. The transcript has 3 exons. Lineage: Eukaryota; Metazoa; Arthropoda; Insecta; Diptera; Drosophilidae. Gene Ontology annotation, molecular function: protein kinase activity; ATP binding; protein binding. Gene Ontology annotation, biological process: signal transduction; protein phosphorylation. The record is from RefSeq and is a predicted model, not a curated record.